AUGCGCGGCGCAGGCGGAACGGUGAAUGGUGGCGGUGGUGCAAUUGAUCCUAGAACCCUGCAUUUGAAGAAAGAACUGACGCAAAUUCGGAAGGCGGCCCGCGUGUUAAGGGACCCCGGGACCACCUCCUCAUGGCGGUCCCCACAUAAUUCAGCGAGAUCCCUUGCCAAGAACCACCAUUUUCACCAUCACAACAAUGGCGGCCGCCACUCAAUUGAUGACAAUGUCAUUCGUUCAUCCUCUCAACAACUGUUUCAACUCCCUCUGCAAGUUGAAAAUGGUAAUAAUUGUAUUGAUAGCAGUAGUGCCAACAAUAAUGGCAAUGUGAAUGUCGUAAAAAAAGAGAGAAAAGUAUUUCUGUAUAAUUGGAGGAUUCAAAAAUCUGAAAGCGAAAGAAGUAGGCAGAUUGGUGAGGAUGAUGUUGAGAAUGCUAAGGAUGGCAGGUCAUCUUCGACAGCGGAGGAGGAGAGUAUGGAUGUUGAUAGCUCGAUUGAUGCGCAUAAUGGCGGUGCAAAUGAUUCCAAGAGCGACAAUUGUUUGAGUGACAGAUAUGCUCCCGCGACUUUUAAGUGCAAAGGUACCAAUUCCAGGCCUUCUAUUAGGCGCAAAAAUAAGAAAUCGAAUAGAAGUAAUUAUUCUAGAGCCAGUUUAAGGCAUCAUAAUGAAAACUUGAAGAAACAAAACUUAUCGAGUAGAGAUGCAAAAUAUGUAGUGGAGGGUAUGUCUGAUUUGGGUUUAGGAAGGGAUCAUUUGGCAAGUUUGGUGGAUCAGUCUGAUGAUACUGAAGAUUUUCAUAAUUCUGAUGGUUUAAGGAGGAAGUCUGCCAUAUCACCAUUGCUUGUUAGGCUUCAGAAUAAGGAUUGGGUUCAUUCACCAUCCAAGUUGUUGAAGAGUCGAAGAAAAGAUGAUGAUUCUAUUUCACACACUACACCUGCAUUUAAUAAAUAUGGUGUUAGGAAUCCGAGUACCAUUGAGUCUUGGGAUGCUACCACGGCAUCUUUCAAUGAUGCAGAUGAUGAGGUGGAUGACCACUUGGAUUUGUCAGGGAGACCGGGCUGUGGGAUUCCUUGUUAUUGGUCAAAAACGUCGAUGCCAAAAUUUAGAGGGAAUGGCAGUGGUUCGCCAUCUAUUUCGGAUACUUUAAGGAGGAAAGGAAGCAGCAUUUUUUGCGGAAGUCAAUCCUUGUCUCAAAGAAGACAUCAUCGGUCAUCUUUGGGGUCCAAUAAGAGGAGACCGAGUUCAAGGUCUGCAGCUAAAGGUCUUGCUCCUUUGCUUAGCGCUGACAGCCUAGGAGAAUCAUCUAUGGGAAGUGAGAAUAGUAAUAAUGAGCUUACCACAAAUUUUGGAGAGCUUGAUUUGGAGGCGAUGAGUCGGUUGGAUGGAAGGAGGUGGUCUACAAGCUGUAGGAGUCAAGAAGGGUUAGCUCAAGUAGCUCUGCACGAGGAAAUGCUUGAGGAAAGUUCUCCGGAAAAUAUCAAAAGCCUUAGCCAGAAAUAUAGGCCAAUGUUUUUCGAGGAAUUGCUUGGGCAGAAUAUGGUUGUUCAGUCACUCAUGAGUGUGAUUUCAAAAGGGAUGGUUGCCCCUGUUUAUCUUUUCCAAGGUCACCGUGGGACUGGAAAAACAUCGACUGCAAGAAUUUUUGCUGCUGCUUUGAAUUGCCUUGCUACUGAAGAGACUAAGCCCUGUGGUGUCUGUAGGGAGUGUGCUGAUUUCAUAUCUGGCAAGAGCAAGGAUCUCAAAGAAGUUGAUGUAUCUAAUAAAAAGGGAAUUGAUAGAGUCAAAAAUCUCUUUAGAAAUCUAUCACGGGUUUCCUCAUCACCCAUUUUGCAGUAUAAGAUUGCCACUGAUGAGAACUUAGAUGUUGAUGAUAAUGCAUUAGAUUUGAUUGCUUCGAAUGCAGAUGGUUCGCUGCGAGAUGCAGAAACAAUGUUAGACCAGUUAAGUUUGUUGGGAAAAAGAGUCACUACUUCCUUGGUAAAUGAACUUAUUGGCGUUGUUUCUGAUGAGAAACUACUGGUCCUACUGGAGUUGGCCAUGUCAUCAAACAGCACAGAGACAGUGAUACAAGCCAGAGAAUUGAUGGAUUCAGGGGUUGAUCCAAUAGUUCUAAUGUCUCAAUUGGCAGCCCUUAUUGUAGAUAUUAUUGCCGGAACUUACCCGAACAUUGAUGCCAAGCUCAAUAAUUCAUUCUUUGGUGGAAGCAGUUUGUCUGAAAGAGAAUUAGGUAAGUUGAAGCAUGCACUGAUGCUUCUUUCCGAGGCAGAAAAACAUCUGAGAGUUUCUAGUGAGCAGUCAACAUGGUUCACGGCAACCCUUUUACAGUUAGGUUCUGUCCCUUCACCAGAUCAAACUCAGCCAAGAAGUAGUCAAAGACAGAGCUUCAAGACAAAUGAGGAGCAUCACAUACAUACAUUCAGAGAAGUUACUGCCCAGAAACAGAGAUCUGAUGCUGCCAAUGUCAAUCCCGAUCACAGCCAAUCAAUCAAUGAUGACGCGUUGGCCAUCAGACAUAAUGACUUCAUGAGUGGGAAAAUUAAAUCACGUUACAUGAACUCAAACACGUUGAUUAAUAUUUGGGUGCAAUGCAUUGAGAAGUGCCAUUCAAGAACUUUAAGGAACCUGCUUCAUACUUAUGGAAAGCUCGUGUCGAUAUCUGAAGUUCAAGGUGGUUUUGUUACUUAUAUUGCAUUUGCAGAUGGUAAUAUUAAAACCAGAGCAGAAGGGUAUCUUAGUAGUAUCACGAACUCGUUUGAAAUUGUUCUACGAAGCAAUGUGGGAGUUAAAAUUAUUCUGUUACCCGAUUCUUUCUGUCAGAAGCAGAUGGACCCUAUCAUUUCCAUGAAGCGGGAGAACAAUUCAAUCUGGUCAAGUGCAGUAGGAGCCAAUUCGAACCUUGAUACACGUCAGCAGCCAUCAAAGGUAUUAAGGGGAAGCUUUAACAAGUCCGAAGGACAUCAAAUGGAACUCUCUGAGUUUGGAACUGGGAAUGAUCAGGUGCAGAGAAUUGAAUCCAUUAUCCGCGAGCAGAGAUUGGAAACUGCACGGUUGCAGGCCAUGGAGAAAGGUGCUCAUGCAUCAAUGAAUCAUUUGAAACCCGAAAGGAAUCAAAUCCUGCCCCAGGAUGUCUCAUGUCAUCAAAAUAACAUGGAUUCAUCAACUUCCAAAGACUUGCCCUUGCAGCAUUGGGAAGACAAGUUAAAUCGUGAAAUCAAAGCUUUAAAGAUUAAUGAAGGAACUGAAUCCCAAAUGAACGAUGUUGUUAAGAGGAUCAGUCCCUACCCAAUCUCUCCAAGCUUGCUGCACAAUAGCAGCUUUGCGCCGACUUUCAGCAGAGAUAACAUGGGAUAUGAAUCCAGCUCGGGACUUGGCUGUUGCAGUCAGCUUUCGUGUUGGAAUAGAAGCAGACCUUGCAGAAGGGAAAAGGCUAAACAACGCACCCCAACGCACCAGCGCAAAAGUGGACGAUUUUCAUGGAGGAUUCAGGAUGAUGAUGAUGCAAGGGCCCCAAUUCAGCAGUUGGCCGUGGUGGUGGAAAUGACGAAGAAAUGGCCGCCGCCGCCGCCGCCACCAUUAUGUGGCUGUUGUGCCUCUUUUUGA
This is a messenger RNA of Fraxinus pennsylvanica, 3597 nucleotides long. Lineage: Eukaryota; Viridiplantae; Streptophyta; Magnoliopsida; Lamiales; Oleaceae. The record is from the annotation of a GenBank genome assembly.